AUGUCCGCAAGCCGCCAGCACCAGGCGUUUCGUGUCAGAGAACUCUACCGAGACUGGUACCGGUCGGCCCCCGAAAUCUGUGCCCUGUAUGCUCUCAACGUCUCGCCAAAUGUUGUCCGGGCAGCCAUACGGCGUCAAUUCGAGGCAAACUUGCACAUAGAAGAUGCUGGAGCAAUAGAGAGACUUAUUCUCAAGGGACGGCAGUCGUAUCAGGAGACUAUGAACUGCUGGAUGCAGGAACCACAUAUCAUGGGUAUUCUCCUCAAGCCACAAUUGCAGCAACCACGCACGUUUAUGCAAAAGUUUCUCGAAGUAUGGCGAGAUUAUUCGCUGCGAUGUGCCUGCACAGCCCGCGAGCAGAAACAAAAGGUGACCGAUCCCCACCUCAUCACAGGUCAACAUUGGCUCAUACAGCUCUUCAAAAGAUAUGCAUUUGUCGAAUAUGUUCACGAGGAUGACGCUGUGCAAGCCCUCGGCCGCUUGAGUGGCGAACAUUUGCAAGGAAAAGCACUCAUCGUAGAGGCAAGUAUCUUUCUCACUCGAUCCACCUCUGUUCUCGAUCUCACCACAAAUCUUAGUGGGCGAAGCGGACCCCAGGAAAAGUCGAAGACAGAGAACGAGACCGGGAACACCGUGAUCGUGAUCAUGACGGGCGCUCUCGACGUGACUCUCGGCCAGAGCCAUAUCGAACACCUCCGCGUCGAACCGACAGGUCUCGCUCUCCUCUGCGUCGCAACCAUGACAGUGAAGGACACCGUUCGGACAGGACAAGAGACUCUGGACGCCGUCGUUCUCAUUCUCGUUCACCCAGGAGCAAUAGACGCAGGGACAAUUCACCCAACAGAGACAAGUAUGAAAACGGUAGUUCACGCGACAAAGAUUCGCAUCAUUCAAGGAGAAGAGACGGAACACCACCGAGGCGCAAUAUAUCACCCAUGCGCAGAAUUAUUGUAA
Messenger RNA from Serendipita indica DSM 11827, 954 nucleotides. NCBI's taxonomy places the organism in Eukaryota, Fungi, Basidiomycota, Agaricomycetes, Sebacinales, Serendipitaceae. The record is from the annotation of a GenBank genome assembly.